GGUUUUCGUAAUUUGACCUUAGCUCGGGGAGGUGGCCGUAAUUUACCCCUUAAUAAAAUAACAUUCUCUACCAGCUUUCUUGAAAUUAUUUCAUUCAAGCAUUAAAUUUUUCUCAUUUGCUUUACCUAAAGAAACCAAGGCAGCAGAAAAAAUGAAGGCUAAUAAUAUCCAAAUCCAAUGCAUAAUAUUCUUGAUAAUUUUGCUGCCAAUUAUUAAGCCUUCACAUUCAUCCGAUCCCGAUCCGCUACAAGACUUCUGCAUCGCCGAUCUAAAAUCCCCGCCGUCGAUCAACGGCUACCCAUGCAAGCCCACCGUAAACGUGACCUCAGACGAUUUCUUCUUCGAUGGUCUAAGCAAAGAAGGAAACACAACAAACAGCCCCAUGAAGAGCUUCGUCACGCAUGGACACGUGUUGGCGUUUCCAGGCCUCAACACGCUCGGCAUGUCGAUGAACCGACUCGAUAUAGCCGUUGGAGGGGUCACCCACCCCCACACCCACCCUAGGGCUACCGAGUGCGGGGUCGUGGUUAAGGGAAAAAUGCUUGUCGGCCUUAUUACGAGUGCGAACAACGUCGUUUAUUCCAAGAAUUUGAGUGCCGGCCAGGUUUUCGUUAUUCCGAGGGGUUUGGUGCAUUUUCAGAUGAACGUUGGCCGGGGAAACGUGCUCGUUUUUACUGCGUUUAAUAGCCAUUUUCCCGGUACGGUACAGAUCUCGAAGAGUCUCUUCGCUUCGAAACCUUCGGGUAAUAAUGGUGUUAAUGUUGUUCCUGAUGAGGUUUUGAUGAAAGCUUUUCAGGUGAAUAAAACUGUUGUUGAUGAAAUUAAGUCCAAUCUUUCCAAGUAAUUAUUUUGAUCACUGUAACAUAUGUAUUAUCAUAUUGUAUCUGUAUAAUAUUGUCAUUAAUAAAUUAUUAUUGUUACAAUGAAACUAUGAAAGAGUAACAAAUUUUUAAUAUUUCAAAUAAUAUAUGCAUGAACUGAGGGGUGAAA
Erythranthe guttata (spotted monkey flower) is the source of this 990-nucleotide messenger RNA. Its product is annotated as germin-like protein subfamily T member 2. Gene Ontology annotation, molecular function: manganese ion binding. The record is from RefSeq and is a predicted model, not a curated record. Lineage: Eukaryota; Viridiplantae; Streptophyta; Magnoliopsida; Lamiales; Phrymaceae.